GAGUUCGCAGUCGGACAGGAGGUCGCCGGGACAUCAGCACACCGGCCGGGUCAAGGCACUGCAAGGAUGGAGAUCCGACCAGACCGGUUUAAGGCGGUGGCAGCAAAAACUCUGGGGAAAAUUAACAGGUUGAUUGAGAAGAAGCAGGCUAAUGGAGAGACCAUUGAGUUAUCAGCAGAGGGUCGUCCUGAGCUGGUGGUAGAGAAGGAGCUGCCAGUGGUGGACUGCACCUGUUUUGGCUUGCCCAGACGGUACAUCAUCGCCAUCCUGUCUGGCAUUGGAUUCUGCAUAUCCUUUGGCAUCAGAUGCAACCUGGGCGUGGCCAUUGUAAGCAUGGUCAACGACCACACUGUCUACAAAGGCAAUAAGGAGAUCCUUGUGGCUGCACAGUUCACUUGGGACCCAGAGACAGUUGGGAUGAUCCACGGCUCCUUCUUCUGGGGCUACAUUGUCACACAGAUCCCAGGUGGCUUUAUAUGUCAAAAAUUUGCAGCCAACAGAGUGUUUGGUUUUGCCAUCGUGGCCACUUCCACCCUCAACAUGCUGAUUCCAGCUGCCGCACGCUGCCACUACAGCUGUGUCAUACUGGUCAGGAUAUGUCAGGGCCUUGUUGAGGGAGUGUCAUACCCAGCAUGCCACGGUAUCUGGGCCAAGUGGGCUCCUCCUUUAGAGAGAAGUCGACUGGCCACAACAGCAUUCUGUGGAUCCUAUGCCGGGGCGGUGGUGGCCAUGCCUCUAGCAGGGUUGUUGGUGCAGUACACUGGGUGGCCUUCAGUUUUCUACGUCUAUGGCAGCUUUGGGAUAUUCUGGUAUUUGUUCUGGAUUCUGGUGUCAUAUGAGAGCCCUGCAGCUCAUCCUACCAUCUCACCGGAGGAGAGAAAAUACAUCGAGGAUGCAAUCGGAGAGUCGGCAGCAUUUCUCAAUCCUCUCCAUAAAUUUAAAACCCCAUGGAAACACUUCUUCACCUCCAUGCCAGUCUAUGCCAUCAUUGUAGCAAAUUUCUGCAGGAGCUGGACCUUCUACCUGCUGCUCAUCAGCCAGCCAGCCUACUUUGAAGAAGUUUUUGGCUUUGAGAUCAGUAAAGUAGGAUUGGUGUCAGCUUUGCCCCACCUGGUGAUGACGAUCAUUGUGCCCCUUGGGGGCCAGUUGGCGGACUACCUGAGAAGCCACAACCUGAUGUCCACCACCAACGUCCGGAAACUCAUGAACUGUGGAGGAUUUGGAAUGGAAGCCACUCUCCUGCUCGUGGUGGGAUACUCUCACACCAAAGGCAUCGCUAUUUCAUUCUUGGUCCUUGCAGUGGGCUUCAGUGGAUUUGCUAUAUCAGGGUUUAAUGUCAAUCACUUGGAUAUUGCCCCUCGAUAUGCCAGCAUCCUCAUGGGCAUCUCAAAUGGAGUCGGGACGUUAUCGGGAAUGGUGUGUCCUCUCAUAGUCGGAUCAAUGACCAAACACAAGACACGGCAGGAGUGGCAAGGUGUAUUUCUCAUAGCAUCACUGGUUCAUUAUGGAGGAGUGAUUUUCUAUGGAAUAUUUGCAUCAGGGGAGAAGCAGACGUGGGCUGACAUCGAGAACACCAGCGAGGAGAAAUGUGGUAUCAUCAAUGAGGAUGAGCUGGCCAAUGAGACAGAAGAGCUGUACCGUGGAGGCGGACAGUAUGGGGCUAUGAGCACAUCAGUAUUUGGCACCAAUGGGGGCGGGGCUGGAGGAGGACCUGGGGUCGGGUGGGUGGCGGACUGGGAUAAGUCUGAGGAGUACGUGCAACCGCCUGGAUAUAAUUCUUACAUGUACGGAGAAGAGGAGAAGAAACUCACAUAGAAAACAGCUGUGGUGCAAAAUUUAAAAUAGUCAGGAAAAGCUGAUUAUUUUGAGAGGUGCAAGGAAGAGCCACUGCAAUACAGGAUUGAACUGUGCUUUUGUACAAUAUUUUAAAAAAAAUGCACAUCUCAGUAAUGUCCAUCUGAUUGGUUUCAGUGUGUAUGUGUGUGUGCAUGCAGCUGUGAGAAUAGGAAAUCUACAUCAUCUCAUAUUCAUUUGUAAAAACAAUACAGAAUUACUUUGUGCUCCUGAACUCAUCAGUCAGGGGUGUUUUGAGUCCAU
Thalassophryne amazonica is the source of this 2097-nucleotide messenger RNA. RefSeq names its product solute carrier family 17 member 7a (gene slc17a7a). Gene Ontology annotation, biological process: synaptic transmission, glutamatergic; neurotransmitter loading into synaptic vesicle; regulation of synapse structure or activity. Lineage: Eukaryota; Metazoa; Chordata; Actinopteri; Batrachoidiformes; Batrachoididae. Gene Ontology annotation, molecular function: neurotransmitter transmembrane transporter activity; L-glutamate transmembrane transporter activity. Bases 67 to 1815 code for a protein of 582 amino acids. Gene Ontology annotation, cellular component: excitatory synapse; synaptic vesicle membrane. The record is from RefSeq and is a predicted model, not a curated record. The transcript is spliced from 13 exons.